Molecule: messenger RNA, 291 nt
Organism: Dracunculus medinensis (Guinea worm)
Lineage: Eukaryota; Metazoa; Nematoda; Chromadorea; Rhabditida; Dracunculidae
Source: the annotation of a GenBank genome assembly
AUGGGAACGCUUGAAGAUGGAACUGAAUUUGACAGUAGUCGUGCACGUAAUCAAGAAUUUAUGUUUACGCUUGGUAUGGGACAGGUGAUUAAGGGCUGGGAUCAGGGAUUAUUAAAUAUGUGCGAAGGAGAACAGCGACGUCUAACUAUUCCACCGGAACUCGGUUAUGGCGAACAUGGCGCACCACCAAAGAUUCCACGUAUGUAUAAUACUUUUUUUGAUUUUCAAUUUCUAUUUCUUUGUCCGCGAAUCUUUUUUUUUCAAUUUUUUACAAUAAAUGAUGAAUUAUGA